CGGGCGUCUCAUGGCCGCUAGCAGCUCCCUGGUGCCCGACCGGCUGCGGCUGCCUCUCUGCUUCUUCGGCGUCUUUGUCUGCUAUUUCUACUAUGGGAUCCUGCAGGAAAAGAUAACAAGAGGAAAGUAUGGGGAGGGAGCCAAGCAGGAGACAUUCACUUUUGCCUUAACUUUGGUCUUCAUCCAAUGUGUCAUCAAUGCUAUGUUUGCCAAGAUCUGGUGGAUCGUACACGGAGCUGGCUCUAUGCUGCCUGUUCUAUCUCCUAUCUGGGUGCCAUGGUCUCCAGCAACUCAGCACUACAGUUUGUCAACUACCCAACUCAGGUCCUUGGUAAAUCCUGCAAACCAAUUCCAGUCAUGCUCCUUGGAGUGACUCUGUUGAAGAAGAAAUACCCAAUGGCCAAGUACUUGUGUGUGUUGCUAAUUGUGGCUGGAGUGGCCCUUUUCAUGUACAAACCCAAGAAAGUAGUUGGGAUGGAAGAACACACAAUUGGCUACGGAGAGCUGCUCUUGCUCUUAUCUCUGACCCUGGAUGGACUGACAGGUGUUUCCCAGGACCACAUGCGGGCUCAUUACCAGACAGGCUCCAACCACAUGAUGUUGAAUAUUAACCUUUGGUCGACAUUGCUGCUGGGAGCUGGAAUUCUGUUCACUGGGGAGCUCUGGGAGUUCUUGAGCUUUGCUGAAAGGUACCCUGCCAUCAUCUAUAACAUCCUGCUCUUUGGCCUAACCAGUGCCCUGGGUCAGAGCUUCAUCUUCAUGACAGUUGUGUAUUUUGGUCCCCUGACCUGCUCUAUCAUCACCACAACUCGAAAGUUCUUCACCAUUUUGGCCUCUGUGAUCCUUUUCGCCAACCCCAUCAGCACCAUGCAGUGGGUGGGCACUGUGCUUGUGUUCUUGGGUCUUGGUCUCGAUGCCAAGUUUGGGAAAGGAGCCAAGAAGACAUCUCACUAGGAAGAGAGAGACUACCUCCACUGCAAGAAUAUUUAAGUUAUUAUCUCAAAUAGUGAUAUCUCUUGGGAAAAUGGACACAAUAGAGAUAAAAGACUGGGUUCCAGUCUGGUUUUUUUUUAAAGGAAGCAAAAUCACAUAUUCUGGGAAAAAAAGUACUUUGAUUUUAACAAGACAGAGUUGGCAGUUUUUGUUCUUGAUGACCUGGAGCACAGCUUAACGCAAAUAAAGAGAGAAAGAAGGAAGAGGCAGAACUUGAUGCUCCUUGCCUGAGCUGCUUCCUCUCAGGUGUGGUUAACCUGGUCGGGUGGCUAAUUCCUUCAAGAGCCUAGGGAGGACUUUUAAUAGAUUGUAUAGGUGUGCUUGCGUCCUCUGUUCCCACAGGUGAGGCUGUACGUGUGCCAGGACAGAUGGCUGUGUUAGAGCCAUAGAAUGUAUACAUUUACUUUCUCUCUCAAAGCUCUGGUGGA
This is a messenger RNA of Molossus molossus (Pallas's mastiff bat), 1421 nucleotides long. It is a transcript of the gene SLC35B1, whose product is annotated as solute carrier family 35 member B1. Bases 187 to 954 code for a protein of 255 amino acids. Gene Ontology annotation, cellular component: endoplasmic reticulum membrane; Golgi membrane. Gene Ontology annotation, molecular function: UDP-galactose transmembrane transporter activity; UDP-glucose transmembrane transporter activity. Gene Ontology annotation, biological process: UDP-galactose transmembrane transport. NCBI's taxonomy places the organism in Eukaryota, Metazoa, Chordata, Mammalia, Chiroptera, Molossidae. The transcript is spliced from 9 exons. The record is from RefSeq and is a predicted model, not a curated record.